This is a messenger RNA of Ictidomys tridecemlineatus (thirteen-lined ground squirrel), 4969 nucleotides long. It is a transcript of the gene Ddx17, whose product is annotated as DEAD-box helicase 17. Gene Ontology annotation, molecular function: ATP binding; nucleic acid binding; RNA helicase activity. The record is from RefSeq and is a predicted model, not a curated record. Lineage: Eukaryota; Metazoa; Chordata; Mammalia; Rodentia; Sciuridae.
UAUCAUCUCCGACGUACGUAGCGUUAAGUUGGAGCAGUCUCAGCGGCGGCCGCCAUUUUGUGCAGUCGCUGGGAAGGAAGGAGACGCCUGAACCGCGGCACUGCCGGGUUUGAGCGUAGCCAAACCUACCCACCGUUUUUAUAACCCCGAUUCUCUGUGUUUUGCUCCCGUCUCCGACGAGAGAGGCGGCGACGGUGGCGUCUGCGACGGGAGACAGCGCGUCGGAGCGAGAGAGCGCCGCGCCUGCCGCCGCCCCAACAGCGGAGGCGCCGCCGCCAUCGGUCGUGACCAGACCGGAGCCGCAGGCCCUCCCGAGCCCGGCCAUUCGUGCCCCGCUCCCAGAUCUCUACCCAUUUGGGACCAUGCGCGGAGGCGGCUGUGGCGACCGGGACCGGGACCGGGACCGCGGAGGAUUUGGAGCAAGAGGUGGUGGUGGCCUUCCCCCAAAGAAAUUUGGUAAUCCUGGGGAGCGUUUACGUAAAAAGAAGUGGGAUUUGAGUGAGCUCCCCAAAUUUGAGAAGAAUUUUUAUGUGGAACAUCCAGAAGUGGCAAGACUGACUCCAUAUGAGGUUGAUGAGCUACGCCGAAAGAAAGAGAUCACAGUGAGAGGAGGAGAUGUUUGUCCUAAACCUGUCUUUGCCUUCCAUCACGCUAACUUCCCACAAUAUGUAAUGGAUGUAUUGAUGGAUCAACACUUCACAGAACCAACUCCAAUUCAGUGCCAGGGAUUUCCAUUGGCUCUUAGUGGGCGGGAUAUGGUGGGCAUUGCUCAGACUGGCUCUGGAAAGACAUUGGCGUAUUUGUUGCCUGCAAUUGUUCAUAUUAACCACCAGCCGUACUUGGAAAGGGGAGAUGGCCCGAUUUGUCUGGUUCUGGCUCCUACCAGAGAGCUUGCUCAGCAAGUACAGCAGGUGGCUGAUGACUAUGGCAAGUGUUCUAGAUUGAAGAGUACUUGCAUUUAUGGAGGUGCUCCUAAAGGUCCCCAGAUUCGAGACUUGGAAAGAGGUGUUGAGAUCUGCAUAGCUACUCCUGGGCGCCUGAUAGAUUUCCUGGAGUCAGGAAAGACAAAUCUUCGCCGAUGUACUUAUCUUGUGCUGGAUGAGGCUGAUAGAAUGCUUGAUAUGGGCUUUGAACCCCAGAUUCGUAAAAUUGUUGACCAAAUCAGGCCUGAUAGGCAGACACUGAUGUGGAGUGCCACCUGGCCAAAAGAAGUGAGACAGCUUGCAGAGGAUUUUCUUCGUGAUUACACUCAGAUCAAUGUGGGCAAUCUCGAGUUGAGUGCCAACCACAACAUCCUUCAGAUUGUGGAUGUCUGCAUGGAAAGUGAAAAAGACCACAAGUUGAUUCAACUAAUGGAGGAAAUAAUGGCUGAAAAGGAAAAUAAGACAAUAAUAUUUGUGGAGACAAAGAGACGCUGUGAUGACCUCACUCGAAGGAUGCGUAGAGAUGGUUGGCCUGCUAUGUGUAUCCAUGGAGAUAAGAGUCAACCAGAACGAGAUUGGGUACUUAAUGAAUUCCGCUCUGGAAAGGCUCCCAUCCUCAUUGCCACGGAUGUAGCCUCCCGUGGGCUAGAUGUGGAAGAUGUCAAGUUUGUGAUCAACUAUGACUAUCCAAACAGCUCAGAGGAUUAUGUACAUCGUAUUGGCAGAACAGCCCGUAGCACCAACAAGGGUACUGCCUAUACCUUCUUCACCCCAGGGAACCUAAAGCAGGCCAGAGAGCUGAUCAAAGUGCUGGAAGAGGCUAAUCAAGCUAUCAAUCCAAAACUGAUGCAGCUGGUGGACCACAGAGGUGGCGGCGGAGGAGGGGGUAAGGGAGGUCGUUCUCGAUAUCGGACCACUUCUUCAGCCAACAAUCCCAAUCUGAUGUAUCAGGAUGAGUGUGACCGGAGGCUACGAGGAGUCAAAGAUGGUGGCCGAAGAGACUCUGCAAGCUACCGGGAUCGUGGUGAAACCGAUAGAGCCGGUUAUGCUAAUGGCAGUGGCUAUGGAAGUCCAAAUUCUGCCUUUGGAGCACAAGCAGGCCAAUACACCUAUGGUCAAGGCACCUAUGGGGCAGCUGCUUAUGGCACCAGUGGCUAUACAGCCCAGGAAUAUGGUGCUGGCACGUAUGGUGCUAGUAGCACCACCUCAACCGGGAGAAGUUCACAGAGCUCUAGCCAGCAGUUUAGUGGGAUAGGCCGUUCUGGGCAGCAGCCACAGCCACUGAUGUCACAACAGUUUGCACAACCUCCAGGAGCCACCAAUAUGAUAGGUUACAUGGGGCAGACGGCCUACCAGUAUCCUCCUCCUCCCCCUCCCCCUCCUCCUUCACGUAAAUGAAGCCACUCAGUGGUGGUGACUCCUGCAGACUUAAUUACAUAUAAAGGAACACUGUCUUUACUUACCCCCUUCCCUUUUUCUUUAUUUUUUAUUGUUUUUUCCCCCACCCUCCCAACCAUUGUGAUUUGUCUUUUCAUGCAGAUUAGUUAGAAUUCACUGCCAGGUUUCUUCUGCCCCUGCUCCCCCCAAUCCAGUCUAUAAUAACAGAUUUUGUAAAAAUAUACAUAAUGACUGGAAGAGAAAUUUCUUCCCCCAACUUCUUGCAUGUUGAGGAUAUUUGAACUAUUUUUCAUCUUAAAAGAAAAAGUAAGGUAUUAGGAGGUCCUUUUAUGGGAGCCCAUUUUUUGUUGUUGUCCCGAGUUUGUUGGGAGGCAGGGGGGAGGACUGGAUUGUCCUGCAGAAGAAGAUGGCAUCUGUGCUGUGAAUUACUCUCAUCACUGGGUUAGAAAACCAAGAGGAAUUUCCCUGCACAUUUUCCAUUAUUUUUUUAUUUUAUUUUUUUUUAAGCAUUUCUCAAGUUGGAUCAGGGUUCCUCCCGCCUGAUGAGUUUGGUUUUUUUUUUUUUUUUUUUUUUUUUUAAGACCAUGCUUUGCCAUUAUCAUUUCUGCUGAUGGCUUGAGUGCAUUUGACAGUUAAAUAUUUUUAAUUGGUUUUCUCUUCUAUUACUGUCUGCCUUCCCCUCUCCCAGUUACUGAAAAAUAACCAGUGUAGUGUCAGGUUAGAAAUUGCUGAGUGUCAGUUUAAUUCUAUCUUUUAAUUAAAAACCACAAGGGUUAAUGGCAUUGGUUAAACUGCAGCAUCUUGGCAUUGGGGUGGGAACUUGCCUGUUUUUUCUUCCCCACGUAACCAGGGACCAUCUGUGAAAUUAAUUUCCUGGCCGGACAGUUACUGUGAGCAAAUGAAUGCCAGUGCUCACUGGGAAUUUAAUUUUAAGUAGUCGAGCCUCUGCAUUCACCUGCAGUGUGUAAGGAACCUUUAAUGAUUAAACAUUGUAUUCAAAAUGGGCAGAUUUUCCUUUUCAAUUCAGUAUUUGUAGAACUAGGUUAAAAGCAUCUCUCUUUGCCAAUCACUCUGCCCCUUUGGCCAAGCUAUUGUGAGCAAACACUCUUAAGCCCCUCCAAGCUCUUCAUGCCCUGUCCUGCGUGCUUUCUAACAGCUUCUGAAGGUAUGCUGUCCUCAAUAUCUCUUUGCACUCGGCUUUUCACAGGUAGGUAGCUCUUAGGAAAUGUUCUGGAGGACUCAAGCCCAAGUCCUUUUUAAUAUUCCUUUUUAAAUUUUUUUCCAUGUGAAGGUAGGUGGGUUGGUCCCCUUCAUAGUGAUAUUGUCUUAUUAUUAAGGCUUGAAACAGCAGAUGGACCUGGAAAAAAUAUUCUGCUUUCGUGUUCACCAUAACCAUAGGGUAGGCGGGCAGGCAGGCAGGCAGGCAGGCAGGCAGCCUGCCUGCUCCAGAAACCUCUUCCAGAUCCAUUGUGGUGGAACUGUUCAUUUUUAUGCUGUUACCAGUAUCACAGUGCAGUUAAAGGAAAGGCUCCCCUGCAUUCUUAGGCUAUGGCCUGAACAUGCUUGUUGGUUUGUAAGAUCUAAAAAUUGAAAUACUUGAGGAUUUUUUUAUUUUUGUUUUCCUUUUAAAAUCCUUCAGGGGGAGAGAAGGGAUGGUUUCUGAGGGGUUCUGAAAGUAUUGAUUCAGUGUGCAGCAUACCAGGUAGGUUGUCAGCAUAAGCUGAAAUGUGUGCAUGUAAAAACUUUGGCAUCCUUUUUUUACUUUCCACUUCCUCCUUUCCUGCUUUUUUUGUUCCCCCAUCUUUAAAAAUAGAGGCCGAGGAUGGUAGGCACAGAAGAAAUACGGCAAAACUCUUCUGUGCUUUCAAACCAAAGUGAGUGUCAUGUGUCCCCCACACCUCAUCCCAUCCCUCCCCAAAGAGAAGGUAUCUAAGCACUGAUCAAUCUCUUGUGGACAUUUCUUUUUACAACCAAAUUUCUGAUUUUUUUUUUUAACAUAGGAGAGAUUUCACUACAGGGAAUGCCCUCCUCUAUUGCAGCUCCUAAAAACAUCCAUUUCAGGGAAAGGUCUGUGGGUACACGAGCAAUAUCUGGACUGCUUGCUUCCCUUUUCCAUCAGGGACAUCAUAAUCUCAAAAUGAAAAAAUAGCAAAUUCCAAAUUUCAAGAGUUCUUGUGGCCUGAGCACAGCUGAAAUUUAGUAGUGUUUUUUUUUUGUUUUUUAAUGUAGCUCUUUGAUGAAUUUCUGCCUCUAUGUUGUAAUUCAGGUUCGGCUCUUGCUUCAGAACAUGAGCAGACAAAUCCUCAUCUGAUGCCGGUUACUACAUUCACAGUUGAAACUCAUUUAGGGAAAGGGUUUUCAGUAUUAAACCACAGGCCGCUUCUCCCCAGUCCCUCCCUAACAAUUCAUUGUGCGGACUUAUCUCAUCUAAAAGGUUGGUGGCUUUUGCUUGGGAUCAGUGCUCUAUACACAUGUCCUUGCUGGUCUCUGAACACAUUCCUGUUGCAUUAAGACUUGAAAGAUUUGUAGAUGUGUGAUGUUCAGGCACAGGAUGCUAAGAGCUAUGUUACUAUUCUUAGUUUGUAAAUUGUCCUUUUGAUACCAUCUUGUUUUCUUUUGUAGGUAUAAAUAAAAACUGUUGACAAUAA